Molecule: messenger RNA, 1772 nt
Organism: Trematosphaeria pertusa
Lineage: Eukaryota; Fungi; Ascomycota; Dothideomycetes; Pleosporales; Trematosphaeriaceae
Product: phthalate transporter
Exons: 7
Coding region: 111-1580 (489 amino acids)
Biological process (GO): transmembrane transport
Cellular component (GO): membrane
Molecular function (GO): transmembrane transporter activity
Source: RefSeq, a predicted model, not a curated record
UCAUUUCUAUAUAGCUACUGCCGGGAAUAAUCCUAUCAAACCAACUUCGUCGUCCUGCCGCUUCCUGAGGCACCCUUCCAAACUGAUUUACAAAAUCUCGCGAACCCGCCAUGGCUGAAGUCAUUAAAUCUGAAGCCGUCUUUGUCGAAGACGCAGAGGCACGAUCCAACAACAUGCCCGCGAGUAAGGAAGACGUCGAAGUGCAGACUCGUUUCACGCCUGAAGAGAUCAAGCGCAUCCUCCGUCGCGUCGACUACCGCGUCGUGCCCAUCCUGGGGCUCAUGCUAGGCGUUGCACUCAUGGACCGCAGCAAUGUUGCCAACGCCGCCAUCGCCGGUAUGCGCGAUGAUUUGGAUCUCAAGGUCGGAUAUCGCUACGCUUUGAUGACUUCCUGCUUCUUCAUCACCUACGUGCUCUGUCAGGCUCCCAUGACCUGGCUUACCAGAGCCGCCGGACCAAGGAUUGUCAUCCCAGGUGUAGUAUUCGCCUGGGGUGUUCUCAUUAUUGGGUUUGGUUUUGCGACCACCUGGACGACGCUUGUGGGGUUGAGAUUGAUACUGGGGAUAUUGGAGGCUGGCUUCUUCGGUGGUGGCGUUUACCUUCUGCAGACUUGGUUUAAGAGGAAUGAGCUCUCAAUGCGCUUCUCGAUAUACUACUUCAUCGGUGCUGUUGUUUCGUCCUUCUCCGGUAUCCUGGCGUACGCCUUCAUGCAGAUGGAUGGACUCAGUGGUGUGAAGGGGUGGGAAUGGAUCUUCAUUUUGGAAGGAAUUGUCACAAUCAUAAUCGCAGUCAUAGGCUACUAUUGCCUUCCCAAAUUCCCCGACCAAGAGAUUCGAAAGCCAUCGUUCCUCUUCCUCAAACAGGAUGAGUGCCAAUUCGUCGUUGACCGCCUCGCUGCUGAUCGAGACGAUUACCAAGCGGAGAAGUUCUCGUGGAGACUUUACUUCGCGGCGGCCCGUCGGCCUGAAAUUUGGGCUUUCGGCAUCAGCCAAUUUUGCACUUGCACUGCUUCAUAUGCCUACAUCUUCUAUCUCCCAAUCAUUCUUCGCGACACCCUCAAGUUCAGUCUAGCCGCCUCUCAAUGCCUGAUUGCUCCCCCAUACGCAGCUGCUGGUAUCCUCAUGAUGGGAUGCGCAUGGUACGCUGAUAAAUACCGCACCAGGGCCCCGGUCCUCAUCUUUAAUUGCUGCAUCGCAAUGAUAGGGCUUCCGAUGGUCGGCUUUGCGGCUAACCCAUGGGUUCGGUACGCUGGUGUCUUCCUUGCAGUUGCGGCUAUCAAUUCCAACAUUCCUCUGAUUAUUGCUUAUCAGGCGACCAAUAUCAGAGGGCAGUGGCAGCGCGCAUUCUGCUCAGCGAUCAUGACGGGCCUGGGAGCUAUUGGUGGUAUUUCCGGCAGCCUCGUGUAUCGGACACAGGACGCUCCGGAAUACGUUCCAGGAACGGUGGCAGUCAUCGUUUGCAUUGGUGCCGUCAUGGUAAUCUGCACUGGUCUGCUUUUCUACCUCAAGAGGUGCAACAAGCAAGCCGACGCGGGCAAGCGCAUCAUCCAUGGACUUCCGGAGUUCAGGUACACUCCCUAGAUGCUGUCCGGUGGUAGUUCGAACGAGCGGGGAUUUUGUUGAUCGGACCUCUCACAGCCUCACAUUGUUGCCGAAUAUCAUGGAUGGGCGGUUCUCGGAAAAUAGAAACUGGUUUCGAAGUUUCUACCCUUGCAUCCGUUCGAACGGAAAACUGCAUCCUACGCUAAAUUAGACCGCUCGGUGGCGUGCGGG